GGCGCUAACGCGUAGCUUCAUUGAACAACGCGCAUGCGCAAACCUAUUUAAACCGGGAAAACAUCUAUUUAAAAAAACAAGUGUUUGGAUCUGUGGGCCGGAGCUCUGAGACCAUGGGUGACCUGGAGGAAAUCAGCCGACACUUCCAGAACAAACUCUGCUCCUUACGCCGCAUGUUGGAUCUGUCGGCUGCCGACCUACCCCAGCACAAGAUCCAGAAACUGGCACAAGACAUCCUGGGCCUGCGGGGGACCCUGGAGGAGUUUGAGAAAUGUGUGGAUCGUCAGAAAGAGCAGCUGAAUCAGCUGAGGGAAUUUGAGCGAUUAUGUGAAAAGGAUGUGGAGUUUCUUCAGCAUAUGAAGGAGAACAUUCCAGCACACAUCCCCAAGAGGAGAAGUCCAGUCAGGGAAAACAAACCAGCAGCCAAUGACAACACGGCAGCAGAUGUUCAGCCGACCCAAGCGGAACCGGUGAAGAAGCGCAGCAGAGCUCUCAGCUUGGCCAGAGAGAUGGACUACAUCACCACUCAGGAGUACAACGGCAUCCCUCAGUACAUGAAGGGUCGUGUGUCUUAUGAGCAGCUCAACGCGGCGGUGCAAAGGGUCAACACCGCUCUGACCGCCAAGUACAAGAUCCUCGCUCAACCCAUGAGAGCUCUAAAUAAUCACACCCGCAAACUGCAGCAGCGCUUCAAGGACCAGGAAACCAAAGAUACCAAAGGAAAGUUUUUUAUAGUGGAGGAUGACAUCUGCGAGUUCACCCAGAUGAAGGUGGACAAACGCUUCCAGGGGAUCCUCAACAUGCUGCGCCACUGUCAGCGGCUUCGCGAGAUCAGAGGCGGGGGCUGUGUCCGCUACGUGUUGGUGUGAAAGAAGAAGCUGGGUCCUCCGUCGCCGAUACGCCAGAACAGCACCACAGGCGGGACGUGUAAUAGACCGGUUCUGCUGGAGCUCAGCACAUCACAUGACUUUAUUAAUCUAACAUGUACUUUGUAAUAAAAGCUUUUCUUUUCAUCUGC
Molecule: messenger RNA, 1018 nt
Organism: Cyprinodon variegatus (sheepshead minnow)
Lineage: Eukaryota; Metazoa; Chordata; Actinopteri; Cyprinodontiformes; Cyprinodontidae
Gene: ska1
Product: spindle and kinetochore associated complex subunit 1
Exons: 7
Coding region: 114-869 (251 amino acids)
Biological process (GO): chromosome segregation; regulation of microtubule polymerization or depolymerization; mitotic cell cycle
Cellular component (GO): spindle microtubule; mitotic spindle; outer kinetochore
Molecular function (GO): microtubule binding
Source: RefSeq, a predicted model, not a curated record